This is a messenger RNA of Manacus vitellinus (golden-collared manakin), 2366 nucleotides long. It is a transcript of the gene PCIF1, whose product is annotated as PDX1 C-terminal inhibiting factor 1. The transcript has 16 exons. Gene Ontology annotation, molecular function: mRNA (2'-O-methyladenosine-N6-)-methyltransferase activity; RNA polymerase II C-terminal domain binding. Bases 144 to 2366 code for a protein of 740 amino acids. Gene Ontology annotation, cellular component: nucleus. NCBI's taxonomy places the organism in Eukaryota, Metazoa, Chordata, Aves, Passeriformes, Pipridae. The record is from RefSeq and is a predicted model, not a curated record.
CUGAGGUGCUGUUUGUGUGUACUGGUUCAAUCCUCGUUUUAUUGUCAGAAUGAACUUGUAGUGCUACAGCUGUGUGGAUCUGGGAUCAUUCCUGCUAUAAUUCUGCAUGUUAUGUCUGUUUUUUCUAGUGUGGUUGCUGAGAAAUGGCCAAUGAGAAUCACAGAAGCCCUGCGGAGGAAGCGUCUCUCAUGAGUCACUCACCUGGCACCUCCAACCAGAACCAGCCCAGCUCCCCCAAACCCAUGCGCCUGGUACAGGACCUGCCAGAUGAGCUGGUGCAGGCUGGCUGGGAGAAGUGCUGGAGCAAGCGGGAGAACCGCCCCUACUACUUCAAUCGCUUCACGAACCAGUCUCUGUGGGAAAUGCCUGUGCUGGGACAGCACGAUGUCAUCUCAGAUCCUCUGGGAUUGAACGCGGCUCCAAUGCCACUGGAAGGUGGGGUGGCAGAUACCUCUGUGGAGAGCAAGCAGAGGAAGAGGAGGUUCUCGGAGGAGGUUCCACCAAGUGGCAACAGUGUGAAGAAGCCUAAGACUGAUGUCCCUGGGAACCAAGCUGCUCAGCCAGUCCCCAGCUCGCCCAGUAUUCCAGGAACCUCUGUUUUGAAGGCAUGGUGUGUUUCACCUGAAGACAAACAGCAGGCAGCUCUUCUACGACCAACUGAAGUAUAUUGGGACCUGGAUAUUCAGACAAACGCAGUGAUUAAGCAGAGGGCACCAUCAGAAGUGCUUUCUCCACACCCUGAGGUGGAGCUGCUUCGGUCCCAGCUUAUUCUCAAGCUGCGGCAGCAUUACCGUGAGCUCUGCCAGCAGAGAGAGGGGAUUGACCCCCCAAGGGAGUCCUUUAAUCGCUGGAUGUUGGAGAGGAAGGUGGUUGAUAAAGGGACAGAUCCUCUUUUACCGAGUGACUGCGAGCCAGUAGUGUCUCCUUCCAUGUUCAGAGAGAUCAUGAAUGACAUUCCCAUCAGGUUAUCCAGAAUCAAGUUCCGUGAGGAAGCCAAGAGACUGCUCUUCAAGUAUGCCGAGGCUGCGAAACGCCUGAUUGAAUCCAGGAGUGCUUCCCCAGACAGCAGGAAGGUGGUGAAGUGGAACGUGGAGGACACAUUCAGCUGGCUGCGACGGGACCAUUCCGCCUCCAAGGAGGACUACAUGGACCGCCUGGAGCACUUACGCAAACAGUGUGGGCCCCACGUGUCUGCUGCAGCCAAGGACUCCGUGGAAGGCAUCUGUAGUAAGAUUUACUACAUAUCCCUGGAAUACGUCAAGCGGAUCCGGGAGAAGCAUCUUGCCAUACUCAAAGAGAACAAUAUCUCUGCUGAGGUGGAAGCUCCUGAGGUCCAGGACAGGCUGGUGUACUGUUACCCUGUGAGACUGGCCAUCCCCUCCCCACCACUCCCCAGCGUGGAGAUGCACAUGGAGAACAACGUGGCGUGUGUGCGGUACAAGGGGGAGAUGGUCAAAGUGAGCCGCAACUACUUCAGCAAGCUGUGGCUUCUCUAUCGGUACAGCUGCAUCGACGACUCGGGCUUUGAAAAGUUCCUGCCCAGGGUUUGGUGCCUUCUCCGUCGAUAUCAGAUGAUGUUCGGUGUGGGGCUGUACGAAGGGACUGGUCUGCAAGGGGCACUUCCCGUGCACAUCUUCGAAGCCCUCCACAAGCUCUUUGGAGUGAGUUUUGAAUGCUUUGCCUCGCCCCUGAAUUGCUAUUUUAAACAGUACUGUUCGGCCUUCUUGGACACAGACGGGUAUUUUGGAUCCAGGGGCCCAUGCCUGGAUUUCUUCCCUAUAAGUGGCUCUUUUGAGGCAAAUCCGCCGUUCUGUGAGGAGCUGAUGGAUGCCAUGGUCUCUCACUUUGAGAAACUGCUGGAGAGCUCCAGCGAGCCACUGUCCUUCAUUGUCUUCAUCCCUGAGUGGCGGGACCCCCCCACGCCGGCCCUGACCCGCAUGGAGCAGAGCAAGUUCAAGCGGCACCAGCUCAUCCUGCCGGCCUUCGAUCACGAGUAUCGCAGCGGGUCCCAGCACGUCUGCAAAAAAGAGGAGAUGUACUACAAGGCUGUGCACAACACAGCCGUCCUCUUCCUGCAGAACAGCGCCGGCUUUGCCAAGUGGGAGCCCACGCCGGAGCGGCUGCAGGAGCUCGUUGCAGCCUACAAGCAUUCAGGCCGGACCCUGAGCUCCUCAUCUUCCUCCUCCUCGUCCUCCUCCUCCUCGUCCUCCUCCACAGAUGCGCUCGUGAGCUACCCCCUCACGCCGGUGCCCUCCCCGGCAGCGGUGUGCCCUCUAGAAACGGGGGCUGGGAUGAGGGCGAGUGCCAGCGCCGGUGGCACCGACCUGGGGUUGGAGUUCGGCCUGGGUAGGGUCCUGCUCCCCUGA